CUACUUUAUGAACAACUGAAGCGCGAUUUGCGUUUUGCGCGCCUUUGCGAAGGGGUUUGUUGGUGUAAUUUUAUUAAACUCCAGCAGAAUUACUAAGCUUGUUAUUCGUUUGUGUUGUUGUGUUAGUAACGUCGUUGAGCAAAAUAAAAUAGUAUGGCUCAUACAGUAUCAGUUUCCAAGGGCUGUUUUGUUCACAAGCCACAUAAUCGCAACAAAAAUACACCUAAGAAGCAGUUUAUUCUGACUACAGACAGGCAGCUGUGGUAUAAAGCAUAUAAGAGAGUAUGGUCAUCUAUUGAAGUGAAAUUAGAGUCCCUACAGGAAGAAGUGUUUUCGGAGAUUUUAGAGAACUUAGUUUAUUAUAUUCAGAAAUGUCAUAAGAACAAAGCCUCAAACAAAGGGAGAAAUGAAAUACCAUCUGCAACAUUACUUACAGGUGUGAACUUGCCAGAUCAUGAUGCCCUCUUUGCAGCAUUGUCGAGUCAGUUGCACGAUAAAGUGACACCGUACGUAGCCACUCUGCAGGCUCGUCACUGCACGACAGUUCGCUCUACCAUCGAGCACAUGGUUCUGCAAUUAAUGAAUUACAACAGGUUUCAUAGUGAUGAUGACUUGGAGGAUGUAGUGAAGGAUCGUUUGAAGAAGAAUCAGUGUAACUUUCUAACCUUAUCAGCUUGGUACAAGGAGCAGAUAACAUCUAAAAGGCUAAGGAUGUCUCCAAGAAAGAAGUUAAGAAUUAAGCCAGAUUUGCAGGUGGAUAAGGAGUCUGUUCUUGUUGUCAUAAUUCCUAAUGUGGAAGGCUUCUCGCCACAAAUAUUACAGGACUUCAUCCUCAUAGCCAGUUGUUACGUCACGUCUCUUCCGUUGGUGUUUGUAUUUGGGGUCGCCACUGCCGUGCGCACCUUGCAUCGUAGCCUGCCGUACCAUGUGUCAUCGAAACUCAGAAAUGAGGUGUUCCAUUCUCAGCCGUCGUCCUCUUACCUUAAUAAAGUUUUGGAGAAGGUUUUUCUGACUAGCGCGUGUCCAUUCCAGUUGGAUGACAAAACAUUCAAGUUACUGAUCGACGUUUUCCUUUUUCAUGACUUGUCUGUCUGUGGAUUUAUUCAACAUUAUAAGUACUGCGUGAUGGAACAUUUCUUCGACUGUGAUUACAAAGUUCUGUGCUGCUCCGUGUCCGAGUUGGCUCCGAACAUUAAGUCUCUAAGUGAGGACCAACUAGAGAAGCUGCGUCAGUUGCCCUCUUUUCGUCGUUAUGUGGAUAAAUUGCCUCAGAAAGAGAAGGCACCUCUGCUUGUUGAUGAUGAUCAUUUUAGGGUGGUGCUUGAGAAGCUGAUGACAGAGCUACAUGGGUACUUGCUGAACUUCCACACAUUGCUAAGAUGUCUCCACACUUUGACAUCGUCGCUCCCAAAGUCACCUCUAGGAAAGCAACUGCGAGAAGUGUACAGCCUCGCCAUCUCUUGCGACAUUUCUGAAUCACCCCAGUUCAGAGAGUGCUUCCAGCUACUUGGAUUCCAGUCACGGGAAGAGUUACUGGACAAACUGAAGAAAGUUCUCAGCAUCCUUCAAAACGUCUCAAGCGACUUGCCAGUGAAAGUCUCGCACCUGAAGGACAUACAUCGGGAACUGUCCAGAUAUUACACCGAGAUAGUCAGUGUGGGGACAAAAGCUGCCGAACAGACAUUGAAAAGUCCAAGUAAAGUUGACAUUGGGAAGAAUAUCAACAGGUAUCAACUGAAAGAGAAACUGCUGGAGUUGUCACGUAAGCCGAAGUCGCUGUCAGGCUACGAAGAGGCAAGGAAGAAGCUGCUGGAUUACUUGGCUGGAACGGUGUUUCCGCAGUUCCUUGUUCCACCAACAAAUACACCAUUCAAUGAAGUCCUCUUCUUCAGUAACUUGGCAGGCGUCAAGAGACAUAUCGUGGGCACGCCAAGAGCUGCUAUACAUAUGGCUCUUAAUAAUCCUCACUAUUAUCUGGAGGCAAGUGAAUCUGUGGAGACCCAUUUUGUCAAGUAGCUCCUGCACUGUAGU
Messenger RNA from Zootermopsis nevadensis, 2031 nucleotides. The record is from RefSeq and is a predicted model, not a curated record. NCBI's taxonomy places the organism in Eukaryota, Metazoa, Arthropoda, Insecta, Blattodea, Termopsidae.